Micromonas commoda is the source of this 495-nucleotide messenger RNA. RefSeq lists its product with no specific name. NCBI's taxonomy places the organism in Eukaryota, Viridiplantae, Chlorophyta, Mamiellophyceae, Mamiellales, Mamiellaceae. The coding region runs from base 1 to 495 and encodes 164 amino acids. The record is from RefSeq and is a predicted model, not a curated record. The transcript has a single exon.
AUGAGAGCCCCGCUCGUGGCGCUCGCGCUCGCCGCGUUCCUCGCGUGCGCAUCCGCGCUUCCGACGCCCUUCGCGUCGCCACUGACCGACCGCGCACCUCGUCGACACCUCGCCCGGGCCCUGCUCCAGGACGACCCCACCACGGCCACCGACGCCGCGUCCACCUUCAACGCCGUCAGGGACGUCGUCGACAGCGUCGAGUCGUCCUUCGACAGCGUCUACGAGACCGUCAAGUCGUGGGGUCCAUCCUCCGCGCCCGCGGCGGGCGAACCCGAGCCCGUCGACGUCGACGAAGAGGAGGGCCAACUCGAGCUCGAGCCAGCCGAGGCUCCCCCGCCGGACCGACGCCGCGCGAUACUCCAGUACGACGACGAGUACUACUCCGACUACUUCGCCGCGGCGCCCGAAGCGGCCGUCGAGGACUACGACUACGGCGAGGCCGGCGCCGGGCCCGUCGGCGCUCCCGCGCCGGCGCCAGGACCGUACGGCGGGUGA